Aspergillus steynii IBT 23096 is the source of this 930-nucleotide messenger RNA. RefSeq lists its product as uncharacterized. The record is from RefSeq and is a predicted model, not a curated record. Lineage: Eukaryota; Fungi; Ascomycota; Eurotiomycetes; Eurotiales; Aspergillaceae. The coding region runs from base 53 to 892 and encodes 279 amino acids. The transcript has a single exon.
CGACCAACCCAGCGCCCUCAACCCUCACCACCACCUACCCUCAUAUCGCACCAUGUCUCCUCCCGCAACUAUUAUCCUGAAACAACCCCUCCCCACCGACGCAGUCAGCCUCGGGCGCCUGGUCCAAAACCCCCAGGACCCCUCCCAAGACUACUACGAACCGCCCACCCCACCGACUGAUGUAUCAACGCAACGCCUGGAGAAAUUCAACGAACUUCUCACCAAAACCCGCGACACGCGGCUCCACGCCUUCCUCACUACGAUCAUCUCCUCCUCCACCUCGUUCAGCAACGAGCAAACCACGCAAAUCGACUCCGCGCUCUGCAUCACCCGCCAACUGCACAACUCAUCCGACUAUUUCCGAGACCUGUGCCUGGUCCCCCGGGCCCGCAGGUGGCUUGAGUACGCCAUCACUCGGAAAUUCAAAGUGUAUCUGGUUGUCGGCUUGAAGACCGUUACCGACGCCACCGUCACAUUGCGAGAAGGCCGGUCCCGAGAGGUAGCCGCCGAGGCGCAGGUCCCCGUGGGGGCGGCCGCUGCCUCGGUGGGUGUGAUGUUGCCGGGGGUCGUGGACCCGGGGUUCGGAGUAUCGAAUGCGCGAGGGACGGCAUCGGAGGUGGGGUUCUUUGCCCCGGGGGAGCAGGUUUAUGCGGUGCAGUAUCGGCGGGUGGAGUUUGCGAGGUUCUCGGGAAGGAAGAUCGAGACGAGUUGGUUGGAGAGUGGGAAUCGUUGGGAGUUAUAUAUUGGGUCGAGGGGUGCAAGGGAGGAGGGUGAGGAUAGGGAGGUGAAUGGGAUGGAGGUGACGCUUGGGGAGGAUACUGGCGAAGAGAUACUUGGGGGACAUGGGGAAGUCGUGGCUUUAGGAGAUGAGAAGGUCUAUUUUUUUCCAUAGUUUCUCACAAUUUUAUAGAUCGCCCCUGGGAUCCAGUC